Parastagonospora nodorum SN15 is the source of this 1815-nucleotide messenger RNA. RefSeq lists its product as hypothetical. The transcript is spliced from 3 exons. Lineage: Eukaryota; Fungi; Ascomycota; Dothideomycetes; Pleosporales; Phaeosphaeriaceae. The coding region runs from base 1 to 1815 and encodes 604 amino acids. The record is from RefSeq and is a predicted model, not a curated record.
AUGGCGCCUGCUCUUGUCCCUAAGAUCAUCAAGCGCCAGGCUAAGAAGCUCACCAACUAUGUCGGCGCUCGCAUCUGUCAUGAUAUCCAGCAGUCGAUCGCGCGUGGUACCACUCGGGGCCGCGUCGGCAAAGCCAUAGUGCUCCAACUGAGAGUGCCGACCACCAGGAUCAGCGAUGAAGAAGUCGAGCGCAAGCGUUUGUGGCACGAAUCUGAACAAAAGGAUAUCGCUUGGCAACAGGCUGCGCCGGCUCGAGCUGCUCAGCGUGCUAAAGCUGCCCGCGCGGAAGCUGCUCGUGCUGAAGCAGUCCGCACCGCCGAGCUGCGCAAGUCCAAAGCCAUGAUGAAUACGCCUUCGACAUACCAGGACCAUCGAUUUAAGACGGAUUACAUGGAAGAAAUGCGAUCUGCCUAUCCCGCUAGUGAAAACCAUAUGGAGCGCAGCAAUCGCAUCCAAGCAGGUCUCGCUUCUAUACUUGGCCCUGAGCGCAUGGGACUCGGUGUUGGGCUACCCUCUGGUCAUUCAGGGAUCGAUAACGAUCCUGUCUUGGCCAAGCACAACACCGACAAGCGCAUUCAAGAUACCAAGGACGUCUACGAACAGUACCAGGCCAUGCUACGUCAACAGUGUGAGCAGCAACAGCACAGGGAGGCCGAGGAAGCUGCCGCGCAGCAGAGCAAGCAGACAGAGCUCGAUGCGUACCGCUUCAUGUACAAACGGCGUAUCGAACAGCUAUUAGCUCUGAGCCCGGAAUUUCACACGCAGGCGAUGGGGAUUCUGCAGGCCUAUGAGCAAGGCAACUUCCAUGAGUUGCAAUGGGCUCUCAGUGAAAUCAUCAGCAACGUCUUGGAGCCAGCCUGUAAGAUCUUCGAAGAGAUGCAGGGAGAAACCAUGCUGGAAUUGUUCGGUGCCAACGAACUCAAGAACGCAUGGCCCUUGGAGGCUAUCGAUAGAAUUUUCACAGUCUUCGACGAGCAGGCUGCGGCACAAUUCCCCGAGAACGAACAAAACGGCUUGGGCUACAUGAUACGCUGUAUCCAGUUCAUCUGCAAGCCUAUCGUAACUGCGCGGGAGUGGAUCGACCCUCUUAUGCAGCAGGCCUCCAGCAAUCUUCCCUUUGUGGCUGCGCCUAUUCCGAUCAGCUUUGAACAAUUUGCAGCGAGCGUGGGCGCGCCACCGCCGCCACAACAACCUCAAGACUUUGCACUCUUAGCUCAGCAGACGACGUCAAUCUCUCCACCUCAAGUUCUUCAGCAAGCCUACAACUACCAGCCGGUCCGGAGCUAUCAGCAGCCUCAAGUUCAGCAGGUUCAGCAGGUCCAGCCUCAGGUCCAGCAGAUCCAGGCUCCAGAGCAGGCUGCCGAUACUGGCAAGAACUUUGACAGUUUUUCUGAUCUCCUCAAAGCUUCAAAGGCCAACAAAGAGGCUCAAGCCCCUUUCAUCUUCUCCAUCAAUCCAGCUGCUGCCCAACCCACAGCCCCAGUUGCAAGCUUCCUUCGACCCGACAAGGGCACCCUGAUGGUAUACAUCGACAACAACGUGCUCCAAUUCCAGGUCAACGUUGACGAUUUCCUCAAGGAGGGCCGGGUCAACGUGACAAAGUGCCAAGAGAACCAAGCCAUCUUGAAGUGGAUGGAGGAUUAUGUCCAGGACGAGACGGGCAUACUUGGUCAGAAAGAUAACGGUGUCAUGAAGACGGAGAUUAUGCGCAUGAUUGUCAAGCUGGAUGCGCUAAAGAAUCCAAAGGAGAAGGAGAAGCGGUUGAACAAGGACAUUCGUGGGCUCGCGAAGAAGAUUUUGAAAAUUUGGGCUUGA